CGUUGUUGGAAGCUCGGGGUUGCGCGAUCAGGAAGGGUCGGCACACGAGCGAAGUAAGAGUGGGUUCGAUGUCUGAUGGGGAUUUGCAAUGCGCCUGCCACAUCUCAACGAGCGAUGAACAUAACGUUCCAGAACUUCGUCAACAAGACACAGCCGACGCAAGGAAUGAUUAACUUCUGCGUGAUCGUUUACAUGGAUGACAUUCUGGUCUAUUCGGAAACCUAUCGCGGACACGCGCAACACAUCGAAUGGACAUUGGGUGCAUUAAGAGACACUGGGUUCAAAAUUGCGCUUGAGAAAAGCGAAUUUUUCCUCUCGGAAAUUUCGUUCUUGGGUUACGUCGUGACACGUGGAGGACUGCGGCCAGAUUCGAGAAAAGUUGCGGCGGUGAAGGAAGCCCCGGUUCCCACAUCACUGACGCAGGUUCGAGCCUUCUUAGGGUUGGCGUCAUACUAUCGGCGCUUCAUCAAGGGCUUUGCUGCGAUUGCACGACCGCUAACGAAUCUGUUACGGAAGGACCAGCCACUCAAUUGGGACGCGGAGUGCCAACAGGCCUUUGCGACCCUCGAAGACACUCUGGCAACAGCCUCUAUUUUAAUACGGCCGGACCCCGCGAAGCAUUUCAUUCUCAUCACGGACUGGCAACCGGAAGCUAUUUCCGCUAUUUUAGCACAGAAGGGGAACGAUGGGCUCGAACACGUCAUGGAGUACGCGUCUCGAACCGUGUCAUACGAACGUAGAAACGACUCCGCACCUCAAGGCGAGUGCUAUGCGGUAGUUUGGGGAAUCCAACACUUCCAUCCGUAUCUCUACGGACAGAAGUUUCGCCUCGUAACGGAUCAUGAGCCUCUGCUGGCACUGAAGAAACUCACCAACUACACGGGCAUGAUUGGCCUUUGGGCGGUGCGACUGCAAGAAUACGACUUCGAUAUCGUCCAUCGAAAGACAGAGCGACACGGUAACGCGGACGGGUUGACACGUUUACAUCGACCUGCCAAGCUGGCAGACGAGCUCCCUCUCGACAUCAUCUCGCAAGACGACGAGCAUCCGAUUCCUCAUGUACUUUCUUGCACGUUGACGCCAUAUCUCCAGUGGUUGGCUUGUGUGGAGGGAGCCGCAGAGCGCAUCCCGCCGUCGCAGCAGCAGUAUUUGGAUCCUCUGACGGUUUGUGAUCCUGCCUUCUUUAGGCACCCAAUGGCAGAGCAGCUUGCUGCCAUUCGAGAGGAAGAGGAGGAGGAAGAAAGCACUGAGAGUGAUGAAGGAGAAGACGAGCGGGAAGAAAGUGGGGAAAGCGACGAAGUACUCGGGGAAGAGGACGAAACCCUCGAAGAAGGAAGCUAUAGCGAGCAUAGCGAGGGGGAGCAGAGCGAAGAAGAAGAAGAAGAAGAAGAAGACGAAGGAGAAGAGGAGAACGAAGAAGGACCUGCGGAAUCGGAGUGGGAAGCUGCGUCGGAAGAAGCGCUGCGCACGGGCACGGAGGCUGAAGAUCCGGAGGCGGCCCACAAAAGAGAGGAAACCACGGCCGGGAAAAGGGAACUAGAAUUUGCGAGCGGGGCAAGCUUACACGUCCACGACGACCCAAACCAAGAUCCGGAGCCGCCCCGACCAGGACAUGGCGACCUUACGGCCACGACUCCGACCCCAUCAACACGACGACGGAGGAGGAAAACGACAACGAGGAGGGGUCAGACGAUGACGACGACGAGAAAUGCCACGUGGACGAUGAUUAGCGCAAGGGCUACGUCGUCGCUUGGCAUCGGCUUGUCGGUCUGUCUGCCUCUCAACUGGAAAUGGGCAGCACCGGCUCUGCUGCUGCAGCGUAGAGGGGGCGGGCGUGCAAGAGCCCUCCUGAAGUCUUCGGCCGGCGGUGGUGCCCUGACAGCUCGUGGAACGCAGUUUUUCACGAGCGGCAAGGCAAGAGUAGUGCAGCGGCGACAGCUCUUGACGUGUGCAAGACAGGAAAAUGCUGAACCAGUAGAAGAAGGAAGAGGAGAGGAUUUUGCUUGCAUCAGCAACGUUUGGCCCGUUGCAGGGCGAGCAGUGAAGAAACAGAGCAAGGAGAACACGAAGACCAAGAACAGUAAUCGUGGUAAACCGUGACAAACAAUACCAGGCUGCUUUCCAUGCAUUCAUCGCAACAAGCUUUUUGUAAAUCAUUCCGCAUGUAAGAAGACAAAGACGAAGACGACGACGAAGACCUGAACAGAGAGAGAGAGAGAGAGAGAGAGAGAGAGAGAGAGAGAGAGAGAGAGAGAGAGAGAGAGAGAGAGAGAGAGAGAGAGAGAUGUGUGCGCACGGUGAUGCAAAGUAGCUCGGUCGAAAAUCGAUUUUUCGGAAGCCUGUUUUGGAAGAAGAAGAACAAACGACCGAAGCGGGA
This is a messenger RNA of Chara braunii, 2377 nucleotides long. Lineage: Eukaryota; Viridiplantae; Streptophyta; Charophyceae; Charales; Characeae. The record is from the annotation of a GenBank genome assembly.